ACAGUUUGUGAUUGUCAUCCGGUGGGCAGUUCAGGCAGGAAUUGCAACAUAACCAGUGGUCAGUGUCAGUGUAAGCCCGGUGUGACUGGCAUUAGUUGUAACCGAUGCGCUAAAGGAUAUCAACAGUCGAGAUCUCCUGUCCAGCCCUGUAUUAAAAUUCCUCAAAAUAAUGACAUAUCAUUUGCUUCAAUGGAAACCACAUCAGAGCCCGACUCCGGCGAUAGUUGUUCCACAUGUCAGGCCUCCACCAAAAGAAAAACUACCAGUGCUAUAGUGAGGAUAUCCCUUGGGCUGAGCGCUAGUCUGGUUGUUGUGCAUCUCAUACUCAAUGAGAGCUGUGGCCGCAAAUGUGUGCCUAAACCCAGACCUAACUCUAACUCCACUGCCAUUGCCUGCAAUCAAACUGAAGACCCAGCAUGCGAUUUGAGAAUACAUUUAGAGAAAGUGAUACCAAACAGAAAAACAAUUCAAGCGAACGUUAUAUCGCGAGAGACUGUCGGCGAUUGGGUUCGCUUUACGAUCCAAAUAAUGCAGAUUUACAAACACUCGACCACUAAAUUGAGAAGAGGUUCCGAAUUCCUAUGGGUGCCACUGGACGACCUGGCUUGCAAGUACGAGAGACUGUCGGCGAUUGGAGGUUCCGAAUUCCUAUGGGUGCCACUGGACGACCUGGCUUGCAAGUGCCCCAAGAUCAGAGUCAAACACACUUACCUUAUAUUAGGAAACGAUGAGAGAGAGACUCAGCCCUCGGGUCUGAUCGCCGACAGAAGGAGUAUAGCUAUUGAUUGGAAGGAGGAAUGGGCCGAUCGGAUGAGGAGAUUCCAAAGACGACAGUUUAAGGGAAAGUGUAAAACCGAUGACAGCGUCUGAAAUCAUCCUUUAUAUGCGGCACUCAAAUCAUUUUGAUUUGAAUGUCAGUCGAUAUCAAUGACACAAUUGUGACGAUUCAAGAGAAAGUCAUACAUUUAAAAGCAUACAUAUCCUUUGAAUUACAUAUUUGAGAUUAUGUGCCAACAGUUUAUUACU
Molecule: messenger RNA, 1026 nt
Organism: Oppiella nova
Lineage: Eukaryota; Metazoa; Arthropoda; Arachnida; Sarcoptiformes; Oppiidae
Source: the annotation of a GenBank genome assembly